Molecule: messenger RNA, 1197 nt
Organism: Salvia hispanica
Lineage: Eukaryota; Viridiplantae; Streptophyta; Magnoliopsida; Lamiales; Lamiaceae
Product: cysteine-rich repeat secretory protein 55-like
Source: RefSeq, a predicted model, not a curated record
CAUUGAUAUGCAGAAAAAGAAUGGAUAAAAGUGUAACCAUUAAGUCUUUGGCAUAAAAUUGCACUCUAUAAACUAAUGCAAAUAGGCAGUUUCUUUUAGCCUUUGACAUUUCCCACACCAAACGAAAUUCUUCUUUUGUUACUAGAAAAAACAAUGGUUUUUUCCACUCAGCAUUCAGUAGGAAGUUGCUUCACACAUAAACAAGUCAUGCUAAUCGUCUCACAUAUAUAUCAUAAGUACCAAAUUAUUGGAGUAGCAUUCUGUGUAAGCGCAGCCAUGAAUAUUCUAUCCAUCUUCUCCCUCAUCCUCCUCUCUCUCUACACUCUAAGUCUAAGAGUAGAAUCGUCAGAAAUCUCGGCCACUUCCUGCAACGACGACACCAAAACCAACCCCACCAUAUCAAGAAACAUCGACUCCUUGCUGCCUAAGCUAGUCUCAGGCACCAUCCGCCAUGGCUUUGUGGCUGCCUCCCACGGCCAAGACGGAUACAAAGUCUACGGCGUGGCCCAAUGCAGGGGCGACGUAAACAGCAGCGACUGCGCCUCCUGCAUUAAGGACGCUGCAAAGGAGAUUAAACCCGCGUGCCCCAGCCAGUCAGAUGCAAGAAUCUGGUAUGACUACUGCUUUUUAAGGUACAGCACUGGCAACUUCUUGGGAGAAGUCGACACCUCGGGGGUCUACUUCUACAACGUGGAGAACGUGACAGAGCCGGGUGUUUUCAACAAGAGAUUGGGUUCGCUGAUGGAUGAGAUAAGGUCGGAGGCGGUGAGGCCUCGGAGCAGAGGGCUGGGGAGAGGGAGGAGGGAUCUAUCAGACUUUGUCAAGCUGUAUGCAUUGGUGCAGUGUAUGAGAGAUUUGUCUGAGAUGGGGUGUGCUCAGUGUUUGUCAAUUGCUGUUAGUAAUUUUCCUACAUUUUGUGGGGAUAAGAGAGGGUGUAGGGUGCUGUAUAGCAGCUGCUAUGUUAGAUAUGAAUUGUAUCCCUUCUUCUUUCCGCUUGAUUCGGCGAGUUCGAGGUUUGGAGAAGAUGACAGAGUGGUGGCUGUUAGAAUCUGAUGUAGUAGUAUGUUGUGUGAUUUGCUUUUUUAGUAAUUCUGUUUGUUUGUCACUAAUGUUGUGAUGAUGCUCACUGACUCAUUGUCACUAGUGAAUAUUGUUUUUAAUCAUCUUAAUGAGAAAGACUGCUGUAUGUAUCACUCA